CCAGCAUCCAGCCUCUAGCUCCUGACGUCUCUCCUCCCUUCGCUCUACUGCAAAUCUCCAAGUCCUUCUGAUUUCUGUUGUCUUUCUCUGCUCAGCUUGCAGUAGAGUUGGAAUUAACGGCGCACUGCUGGCGUUUCAAAGCGUGAGCAUGUAUACAUUUGGCAGGCAGGCAGGCACCCUCAGUCUGAGUUUGCCCAACUGCUAAGGCAAGGUCAGGUUCUCUGGCCAUCUUGGUGUGCGCUGCUUGUUUGCGUACACAGUGGAAAGAAAGCACACAUUUGGUGUGUUGAAAGAGCUUGCUGCUCUCCUGAGGUAGGUGAGGUACGUUUCGUUAGCAGGGACUGAAAGGACCUUCUCCGACACCAGACACGCUGAGCAUGCUGUGUGAAGACAGGAUGUCACAUGACAAAGGAAACCAGUACAAAUAAUUAUUUAAGGAACAUUGUCCUAUGCAAGCUCAUUCAAAGGGGGAACAAGACUACGUUGAAGAGAGAAAUCGCGCCCAACUGAGGACUGCAGCGAAGACAGAAAAAGUGCCUCCAGGAUGGCCUCAUUAUAUCAAGUGGUAUAUUUUAUCUUUUUUGUCUCAGUUUCUGAUGGGUGUGUCACUAAGCUCUUCAAAGACACCUGCUUUCAAGGAGGUGACAUCGGUACUGUUUUCACACCGAGUGCCAAGUACUGCCAACUGGUCUGCACCCACCACCCACGGUGCCUGCUCUUCACAUUCAUGCCUGAGUCAUCUUCGGAUGAUCCUACCAAAUGCUUGCAGCAAAGAUGUGUAUGAGGACCUAGACAUGAAGGGCAUGAACUACAACACCUCGGUCGUGAAGAACGCUCAGGAGUGCCAAGAGAGGUGCACCAACGAUGCCCAUUGCCACUUUUUCACAUACGCAACAGGGCGUUUUCCCAGUGUGGAGCAUCGCAAAACUUGUCUUUUGAAGUACACCCAAACGGGGACACCAACCAGAAUAACAAAGCUCAAUCACGUGGUAUCGGGAUUUUCACUGAAGUCCUGUGGACUGUCUAACGCGGCUUGCAUUAGGGACAUUUUCCCGAACACGGCACUUGCGGACCUCAAUGUUGACAGAGUGCAGGCCCCAGAUGCCUUUGUCUGUCGACGCAUUUGUACGCAUCACCCCACCUGUUUGUUUUUUACAUUCUUUUCCCAAGAGUGGCCGAGAGAAUCUCUAAGACAUCUUUGCCUCCUCAAAACAUCUGAAAGUGGAUUACCAAGCUCGCGCAUCACAAAGAGCAAUGCGCUUUCUGGCUUCAGUCUCCAGCAUUGCAAGCACAGCACCCCAGUAUUCUGCCAUCCGUCCUUCUACAACGACACUGAUUUCUUGGGAGAAGAAUUGGAUAAUGUUGAAGUGAAAGGCCACGAAACCUGCCAGAAAUCGUGCACCAAUGCUGUCCGCUGCCAGUUUUUUACCUAUUCCCCCUUUCGAGGAUCUGGCAAUGAAGGGAGGGGCAGGUGCUCCCUAAAACUGUCUUCAAAUGGAUCUCCAACUAGAAUACUUCAUGGGAGGGGAGGCAUCUCUGGAUACACUUUGAGGCUGUGCAAAAUGGAUAACGUGUGCACAACCAAAAUCAAGUCCAGGAUUGUCGGAGGAAGUGCAUCUGUUCACGGUGAGUGGCCAUGGCAGGUGGCCCUGCACAUCACCUCACCCACCCAGAGACACCUGUGUGGAGGCUCCAUGAUCGGAAACCAGUGGAUACUGACAGCCGCUCACUGCUUCUCUGGGACAGAGGCGUCUAAGCACCUGCGUGUCUAUGGUGACAUUGUACACCAAUCAGAAAUAAAUGAAGAUACGGCUUUCUUCAGGGUUCAAGAAAUCAUCAUUCAUGAUCAAUAUAAGGCAGCAGAAAGCGGGUAUGAUAUUGCCCUGCUGAAACUGGAAUCACCCAUCAAUUACACAGAUUCUCAGCGGCCAAUAUGCCUACCUCCCAAAGGCGAUGAGAAUGUACUAUACACAGAGUGCUGGGUGACUGGAUGGGGGCACGCCAGAUUAAGAGGUGAAGUACAAAAUACUCUCCAGAAAGUCAAGAUACCGUUGGUGUCAAAUGAAGAAUGUCAGACAAGAUACAGGAAUCAUAAAAUAACCAACAAGAUGAUCUGUGCCGGCUACAAAGAAGGGGGGAAGGACGCGUGCAAGGGAGAUUCUGGAGGGCCACUGUCCUGUAAGCACAACGGGGUCUGGCACUUGGUGGGCAUCACGAGCUGGGGUGAAGGCUGUGGCCAGAGGGAAAGGCCAGGUGUCUACACCAACGUGGCCAAGUAUGUGGACUGGAUUUUAGAGAAAACUCAAACGGUGUGAAAGAGUUCAAUAGGUAUCAUUUGGUGGCCCCGGAAGAUUAGUCCACAAGAGAGGGCUUGAUCCCAGUGACGAGGACACUGGGAGGCUGUAUCCUCCACUGUAACAACCCGAAGGGGCUUGAUGGAUGUAAGAAAAUACAGAAAGAAAAUUUAUUUUCAGAACUCCUGAUCUGCAAAAAUCAUAGAUUGUUUCCACAUCCAUCCUCUACUCAAUGAAACAAAUGCAGCUGGGAGAUAUUUUUUUAAAAUAAAAAUACAGCAGAUAUCCUAAGAAAGUAUCGAGCAGAGGUCCUGUUGGCCUUUUAGUCUCUGCGACAAGUACCUGAAGCCGGUCAGGGGAGGAAAAGCUUCUCUUGCCACCUUUCCAGAGGUUUGAGCCUGUGAUCUGCUUGACGGCCUCCAUUGCUUUAGCUGAGGUGAGGCAAACAUAUGGUAACAGGAGCCUGGAAGAGGAGUUGCGUGCUUCAUGGUAGCCAGAAAGCAAAGGGAAACAGGAACAGGAAAGUACUGGGGACAAGACGGGUCCUUUAAGGAAACAGUACCACUCAUCUACUUCUUCCGGUGACAUCCCAAUCUGGAAAGUUCCCACUCCUUCCCAGAUGGCACCCCCGAAUGGAGACAGUUCCCAUGCGAACCCUAGCAGGCACCAAGAGAUCAGAGGGAAAUGCCAAGAAACCAUAUAAAGGUUGAUGACUGCAAAAUCCAAAUCAGAAGGAAUGCAGACAAGAGCACACAAGGACCACUUAUAGGAACCUGCUCUUCUCUGCCUAUAUCGGAUAUGGAAGAUGCCGAAAUGAAGAGAGAGGUGAAGGCAGGGGGCAAGACUGGUACAGAGCCUCAGCAGAAACAGGAGAGCAAGUGACAACGUGGACAGAUGAUGGGACAUCCCUGGCUGUCCUAGGGGUGUCCAUGGAGUGCACACUCACCCGUAUGGGCACUGGGUCUGGCUACUGAGGGAGGCUGACAGAGUUCAAUGAUGGGUUUUAAGAAAAAACAAACAAACAAAAAAAAAAAACAAAACAGAAUCUUUGUUAGAUUUUUAAGUGUGUAUAUGUCUCCAUGUGUGUCCGUGUAAGUGCAGGUGUGGGGCAGGGUGGAGGCGGGGCAAAGAUCAGCCUUUGCGUUCUUCCUCAUGAGGCAUUCACACUGUUAUUUCGAGGCAGAGUCUUACAGGAAUUUGGAGCUUCCUAAUUAGGCUAAGCAAGCUAGCCAGUAAGUCCAGAGUCCUUUCUGUCUCUACCUCCCAAAGCUGGCGUUGAGAACACGUGCCAUCAUGCCCAGCUUCAAUUUUUCCCUCUCCCUCUUUGUGUACACACAAGUGCACACACAGAUAAAACACACACAUGCACACGCACACAUCAUAAAGUGUAUGUAGAGGUUUACAGACAAUCUUUGGCAGUCUUCAUGAACCAAUUCUCUCCUUCCACCCUGUGAGAUCCAGAGAUGGGCAUUCGGUGUUCAGACUCAGUGGCAAAUAUCUGUACCGAUUUACCCAUGUGCCAAGCCAGCUGGCCUGGCUUCCCGCAGAUGCUGGGCAUCAAAGUCCAGUUCUCAAGUACGCCCAGCAAGCGUUUUGACAGAGGGAGUUCCCCCAUGGCCUUUUCAAUGUUCUCUCUGUAUUUUCUCAAAUUAGUCUGGACAGGCACGGUGGACGGUGUGAAAGCAGACCCCAUAAUUUCCAUAGGGCUGUGCUUAGGAGGAGCAGUUCCCCAAGAGCUGGCACCUUGACGAUUCAUCUGGAUGUGCUUGUCUUGGAAAGCAGCUCUGCACAACCUAUGCUCCCACUGGCAAUAUUUUGGUAAAGAACAGAUUGAUGGAGAUAAGAUGGGAAAGCCAAAGCCUCCCUGAGAUCUGCCAGAGAGCUGAGUAAUGAAUGUGUUCAGCAGAAAUGAAUGUCAAAACCGUGUGUAGUACAGUAAAAGGUAAUUUAGGAGCCAACAUGGUUUGGGGGUAGCCUUCAGCAUCCUCAAACAGCUCCCUGUAUUCCUGAUUUUGUCUAGGCAUGGGGCAAUAACGUAGUGUUUGAACUGAGAUGACAUCAUUUUCAAUAGCUAUACAAGCUGCGCAAAGUGACAACCAUCUAUUGAGCACAAGUAUGUGACCGUGUCUCGUGGAGCUUUGGGGAUUUAGGCAUUGUCAAUAAAUUAUUCAUUUCAUGAAGCUCAGAGUCUAUUUAGUAUGAGUCAAAGAAAAUAGUACAAAAUACACUCCCAGACAGAAAUAAGUAGGAUGCAAAGGGUCCUAGGAGAUGAAGGAGGAGAGAGAGUCAGCACAAGCUAAGUGUGGGGUGAAGAAGAAAUGGUUCCAAGCAGGGCAAAGCAAAGACAACAAGGCCCAAAGAUCAAAGUAACGGAUCCAAAAUGCUUGUUAGAAUAAAACAGAACUGGGCUCGAGCAUUGUCCCGGCUUCGCAAUCAGCAAGCAAAGGCUAGCAUCUUUGAUUCCCCGUUUAUUUUGUAUUUCGCAUAGAACAAUGUGAGGAUGCAGUUGUGAAGGAGAGGAGGGAUUUCUGUCUUCUCCAAAAAGUAGUUAAGAAAGGUGUACAUUUUAGUUUUUCAGUAUUUAGCUACGUGCAAUAUCUUAAUUCUGAAUAUUUAGUACCUGCCCGUGAUUCGUGCAUAAACACACUCUGGGCUACAAAAUGUACAACGAAAAGAUUCACUGCUCCAACACCGAGAGACGGGACAUCUGUGUGGUGCCCCCUGUCUCCCCUAACCCCCUCUCCUGGAGCUAGCGCUGAUUGUCGCGGACAAGCCUCUUCAGUCUGUCACAGAACGUGAAUUCCACUGCGGUAUUGUUAUGUCUCCACCUGUAAAAUGUUACUCUUUGAAACUAUGUAUGGCUUCUUUUCUGGUCCCUGAGGCACAUGCUCAACAUUAACAAGGUUGUGGGGGGGGGGGCAGAUUUAUUUGGGCUCAUGGCUUUUGAGUCCAAUCUACUGUUGCUUGGCCCCAACACUGUGGCAUGGUGGACCGGAACCAGAUGGCAGGACAGGAAGAAGUGACCUACUUCUUCAAGGUGGUUCCCACCUCAUAAAAUUCCCAGAACAUCCCACCAUGAAGCCACCAGCUGAGGAACAGUCUUUCAAUUAGAGAGCCUCUUUGAGGGGUGGGAGGAGGGUUAGGGACAGUUCCUCUGGAAGCUGUUCAGUCUGUAACUAUUUUAACAGCUCGUUAUUUGUCCACUAGAUGGCGCCUUUGUACUUCUUUGUCUCCCUCAAAGGCCAAGCAGGAGGCCAGAAAGCAACCUGCAGGUUUAAACAAAUUCUCUGUGAGUGUAAUAUCCGGGCCUAUUAAAUCAAACUGCUUCAGUUCCGAGAUUCCCACCUUUUAAUAUAUAAUUGUUGUAAAAAUUUA
Molecule: messenger RNA, 5669 nt
Organism: Alexandromys fortis (reed vole)
Lineage: Eukaryota; Metazoa; Chordata; Mammalia; Rodentia; Cricetidae
Gene: F11
Product: coagulation factor XI
Exons: 14
Coding region: 450-2315 (621 amino acids)
Biological process (GO): proteolysis
Cellular component (GO): extracellular region
Molecular function (GO): serine-type endopeptidase activity; protein binding
Source: RefSeq, a predicted model, not a curated record